This is a messenger RNA of Cavia porcellus (domestic guinea pig), 3735 nucleotides long. Its product is annotated as POM121-like protein 2. Bases 1 to 2739 code for a protein of 912 amino acids. Lineage: Eukaryota; Metazoa; Chordata; Mammalia; Rodentia; Caviidae. The transcript has a single exon. The record is from RefSeq and is a predicted model, not a curated record.
AUGGGCUGUGUGCUGGGCCGGCCGCCAGCCUCGUCGGGGUCCCCGCCCGGCCACGGCGACCCGCCCGAGGGUCCGGGAGCUCGCGCCCAGCCCGUGUACCGCGUAGGCCGCGUCCAGCAGGUGCUGCGCGCCCAGCAUGUCCUCCGCGCCCACGCCGCCCCCCGGCUGCGCCCCGGCCCGGGUCCAGGUCCUGGUCCUGCUCCUUUAUCCCGGGCCGCGGCGGCCAGCGAAGCCAGGCUGCGCCCCGGCCUGCGCCGGGGCCGCGACCCCGUCGCGCGCGCGCCGCCCUCGGCUGGCUGGGAUGGCUUCCUGCGGCGCACCAUCUGGCCCUUGCGGCACCUCGGGGCCGUGCACAGCCCCGUGACCGUACGGAUCUGCCCCCGGGAGCCCAGCGGGCCCGCGGCCCCGUCGUCGGCGCCCGUGAUCCACUGUGCAGGGCCCUUGGAGCCCGAGCUGCUCGCCCCGCGAGACUCUGAGGGCUCGGACCUGCACGGCGAGUGCGUCGCGGCCCGGCCGUCAGCCUUCACGCCCAUGGCGAAGCGGGGCGCCCUCGUCGCCUUUGUGCCCAGACCUGGGCCCCUCCGUGCCAGCCGUCCGGCUCCCCGCGCCCCCACGCGCUCCGCGGCCUGCGAGCACCCCGGGGCCCCACUCAGCGGCAAAAGGAACGCGAUCUUCAGUUCCUACAGCUCCACCCGGCUCGGCCCGGCGCCCGCCAAGAGAGGGCUCCCCAGGUUUUCACCCGAGCCCCCGGAGUGGCCGCUGAAAAAGCGAGAGAAAGGCCGUGCGCCCCGGCCUGAGCGCGCGGCCUCGGUAACAGCCCGGCGCCCUGGGCCGCAGAGAGCGAAGACCCCGCCGCUGCCAACCAGGCCUGGGGACGCGCAGCUCGGGACCACACCUCCCGAGCGUGGCUCUGAUGAGCACCGAGCCGUGGAGAAGGAAGCGGGACAGGACGCGACCAAAGCCGCCACAGACUCCACCCCCGAGGUUUGGACUGGCGUUCGACCCCACCCGUGCGGCAAUCCACCUUUCCCAGGGACAGCACCCACCGUAGCAGAUCCUCAGCUGGGCAUCCGAGAGAAGACGUCGCCAGGCCCCCCGGAAUCCGUGGGACACGAACGGUCAGAGGCCCCACCCGCCCACUCUCCGGGCGCCACGCCGGGCGCUGGCAAUGCCCUGUCAGCCCCCAGCCUUCGGAAUGCCGGCUCUGCUCUGGGCUCUGACGCGCCUGUCACUCCCUCCGCUGUCCCCUCCUCGCAGUGCCCUCUGUUCCCGAUGAGCAGUGGCCCAGGACUCCAACUUCCUGCACCCGCACCCUCCGCGGCGACUUCUGAGUCUCUGUUAAAACCAGUUUCCGAGUCUCUUCCCGGCGGUCAGAAGGCAGACUCCUCAGAUCCCAGAGUCUCGGCCGAGGCAGCACCACUUCUGGGGGCUUCCCUCUGCGCAGCUCCCCACGUCCUUACCCCGGCCUUCAAACCCAUCUGCCCAGGCUCUCUCAGCCCUGUGUCCACCGCGGCCGCCUUCUUCCCCCCGCAGCCCUGUCCCCCGCCUGCUUCUGCCGCAGCUUACUUCCCCGACGGCCUAGUUCUGUCCCCCUGCCCAGCCCGCACAUGCCAAGCCCCUGCUGCCCAGCCGCCUCGGGAUUCUAGCAGAGUGGACCCAGGCCUCAGGCUCCUGCAAUAUACUGGGGCCACUGGCUGCUCCCCAGGCAACAGCUUGGGCUUCCCAGCUGGGCAGCCCCCUUCCCUCCCUGCUGUAUGCGGAGUUGCUGUUGGCAACCAGGUCCCCAGGGCUGCCCAGGUCACCUCUGGUAGAAGUGCUGCUGAUUCCAGGGACGCGCAGAGCCCUGUGGCCGCCUCAGCCCUUGUGUGCACCCACCCCCACACACUGUCACUUAGCAUCUCAGAUCUGACCCCUGCAUCCCCAGGAGUCACUCUCCAACCUGCAUUUGGGGCUGAAGCUGGGCAGAAACUAGGUAUCCCCCAACCGGCACUCACCCCCUGCUUCAGUAACCCUCUCCUUUCUGGAAACUGGGCAGUGGCACCCCCAGCCCCUGGGCCAGUGCCCCCGGGGCCAGGGCUCAGUCUUGCCACACAGGUGGCGCUUGGCACCGGGGUGCAUUCGGCCUCUACUGUGCAGGUGCCCACUCACAGCCCAGCAGGUUUUGCCUUCUGCCACACCCAUCCAGUCACUGGCUUUGAGGGCGCUGCCCAGAGCCACCAGAGUGGAGUUGGGGGCCCUGUGUUUGGCAGCAUGGCCCCCCGACCUUUUGCCUUUGGUGGAUCAGUGACCCCUAUGGAGUGUGGGGAGCCGAGGUUAACUGCCAGUACUGACAGAAGGAGCACCUCCACUUCUGGGGCUCCUAGCAUGGGAGGAGCAGUGCUGAGUGGGGUCACCAAGACCAGGAUCACCUUUGAAAAAGGGCCGGGCCAGAAUCUUCAGCGCCCUCCCAGCCAGGCCUUGCCUUCUUUGUUGGGGAGGACCAGCUCUUCGGUAAGGAAACCUGCUCUGAGAGUCCCUUCCACCACCCCCUUUGCACAGAGCAGCCGGCUCCCGGGACCAGCCAAGUUGGGCAGCGGCAUGGGCUCUGCAAGAGGCUCACCGCCCUUUCAGGGCGCUGCCGGCAAGGGCAGGGAUCCUUUCAGGUCUCCUGCCUGUUUGUUUUCCAUUGGUGCAAACCCAAAGAGCCCUAGAAGUCGGGAGCAAGGGCGUUUCCAGCGGCACCACGCCCACAGGAAGUAGGGCUCUCCCUCUCACCUGGGCAGUUAGACCUCAGCACUGUCGUGGAGAGCUGUCCUCUAAAUCCAGUGCCCCGAGGUCUAAAAAGAAAGUGUUGAGUGUCCCCUGGCUCUUAAUCCACACCCUGAGGACGGCCCAGGACCGUCCACUGCUGAGUGGCCCAGUGGCCCGUGUGCCCAGCCGGGGCCGCCUCCUGCUUUCCCAAGGCAGCCCAGCCCACCAGCAUCUUGGGAUGUGGACCAGAUUCUCCCUAAGGGCAGUUUUCAUUUGGCCCUAGGAAAUCAUUCUCUUUGGCCCCUUGGGUGUGGAUGUCUUAUUCCUGGCCCCUUCUCCUCAGUGGGUUCUUGAAGUGUUUUGACCCAAGCAGCUUUUUUGAGGAGACCAGUGGGCAGCCCUGGGGCACCAGUCUUGUCCAGCCACUUCCCCCACUACAAUGUUCUAGUUUAUCUUUGCCCCAGAGAGAUGACAGCCCACCCCCCUCUUCCCGUGCCUUUCCAUCAGUUUACUCUAUGAAAGAUGAACAAAUGGGAUCCCAGAGCCAUCCCUCAUCAUAAGGCGGCCUGUGGGCCUGGCAUGGCAGGUCCUCACUGGCCACCACCUCCCCACUGGCCAUGCUUGCCAUGCUGCACCUUGCACAGAUACACGCAGCUUUCCGUGGGGCUGCACUUUGGGGGCGCCAGGGCGAGAGCCAGGGAGCGGCUGCACCUGCGCUGUGGUCUGACCCUCUGGGUAGAGACAGGAUCCAAAGGUGCAUUUCAGUCACCAGCCAGAUUUCCCCCUGCACAUACGUGCCUCCGCCCUGGGCAUGGGGGCCUGGCCAGGGCGGGGAGAGGAACAGCAGGGCAGCCAGGCAGUGGAGGCCCCCCUGAGAUCCUGUGCACAUCUGCCAUUCUGACCCACUCCAAAGGCAAGAGUUACUUCCUGAGUCAUUUUAUCACCUUUCUCCUGUUUCACAAAUGUCUCAGAAGAGGUCCAACUGGAAAUACAUGUGAUAUUAAA